AGCGGCCUGUUGCGUUACAAAUGUUUUUGGGAGGAAGGAGGGUUUAGAAUAGUGUACUUAAUAUCUGUCAUUUAAUCGAAAUGCCUUUUCCGGCAAGUGGUGGCGGUGCUUACAUGCGUUUUACCCCCAAAAUUAUAAGGUUUCAACGGCAUGGAUGCACAAAUAGACCGUUCUUUCAUAUAGUUGUAAUGGAAAAAAGGUUUGAACAGCACAGUCAAGUUAUAGAACAACUUGGAACAUAUGAUCAUCUUACUAACCAGCAUAAUGAAAGACUGGUCGCUUUGAAUUUUGAGAGAAUAAGGUAUUGGCUUGGUAGGGGAGCUCUUACAUCAGAUCCUGUCGCAGAACUCUUAGGCCUUUGUGGUUUCUUUCCUAUUCACCCAAGAUCCUACAUGUAUGGGUGGAGGAGUCGCAGGGCUGCAAUGGAAGCAGCUAAAUCUGAGGAACAGAAAAAGGAAUAGUCAUACAGAACACUUUGUUAACAUCAGGUGAAAACCUCUAUAGUGUACCAGACAUGAAAUUGAAUGGCACAUGGCUGCUUAUGUUAUGUGGGGAUGAAGGCAAGCUGGGUUGUUGUGCCAUCACAAACAAAAGGGACUCCUCCUGGAAUUGUAAUAUUUUCUGAGAUAUGCUGCCAUGCAGUCCAGUAGGAGUUAACUGAUGUUUCACAGAAACAUAUGGCCUCCAUAUUAAGGGUCAAAGAACAAUCCAAGCAAGCAGUGAACAGAGUAUUCAGUGCCAAUGUAUAGAGUGAAUGUACAUUAUGUGACCUAUGUUUACAUUACAUAAAAUCUCAUUUUCUCUGCAGUUAA
This is a messenger RNA of Cryptotermes secundus, 812 nucleotides long. RefSeq names its product probable 28S ribosomal protein S16, mitochondrial (gene mRpS16). Gene Ontology annotation, molecular function: structural constituent of ribosome. The transcript is spliced from 4 exons. The record is from RefSeq and is a predicted model, not a curated record. Gene Ontology annotation, cellular component: mitochondrial small ribosomal subunit; ribosome. The coding region runs from base 81 to 461 and encodes 126 amino acids. Gene Ontology annotation, biological process: mitochondrial translation. Lineage: Eukaryota; Metazoa; Arthropoda; Insecta; Blattodea; Kalotermitidae.